Molecule: messenger RNA, 626 nt
Organism: Ricinus communis (castor bean)
Lineage: Eukaryota; Viridiplantae; Streptophyta; Magnoliopsida; Malpighiales; Euphorbiaceae
Exons: 6
Coding region: 131-481 (116 amino acids)
Source: RefSeq, a predicted model, not a curated record
AAUUGAAAAGGAAAUUAUUGGGGCUGAAACUUAGCCAACUAUUUACAGACCUAUGAUCAUAUAAGGUGAAAAUCAGAGAAAUAUAGCUUCUAGUCUUCAGUCUUCGCCAUCUCAAAGUAAAAAGAAAGAAAUGGACGAAGAAGAAUUUCGACGGCGGUUGAAUCUCUUCCCUGUUGUCCGACCUCGUGAUUACCAUAUUGAUUUGGACCCAUCAAGGCAAUCGACUUCUAGACCACCACUUGAUGAGGCGAAGAAGUGGCAGGAUGCGUGGGAGGAGGAGCCACCUGAAUGGGGUAAAAAGGAAAUUGACAAUCAUGAUGCAUUCUGGGAGAAACUAAAGGCAGCAGCUGAGAGAAAGAUGGGUGCAGCUGAGGCUAAGAGAUUUUGCAAUGCUUUCCAAAAAGUUCACAGGCAACUAGUAUAUAAAGAGCUGAGUUUGGAUGCUGCCUGCAACUUUAUAAACUCGACGAGAAAGUUUUGAACAACAGUUAUCUUCCUAGCUAUAUGCUUAUUUUGUUCUCUUGUUGCUUAUGCAGUUGCCAAAUAUUUUGAUUCAGAAGAAGAAAACAUUGUAAUCUAAAUUUCAGAAAGCAAAAAUUGAUCACUGAUGUGUCAUAUUUUAAGUA